Molecule: messenger RNA, 1144 nt
Organism: Mercurialis annua (annual mercury)
Lineage: Eukaryota; Viridiplantae; Streptophyta; Magnoliopsida; Malpighiales; Euphorbiaceae
Product: abscisic acid receptor PYL9
Exons: 3
Coding region: 194-757 (187 amino acids)
Biological process (GO): abscisic acid-activated signaling pathway
Cellular component (GO): cytoplasm; nucleus
Molecular function (GO): abscisic acid binding; signaling receptor activity; protein phosphatase inhibitor activity
Source: RefSeq, a predicted model, not a curated record
UGAUAGUCUGCUAAGUCAAGCUAUUACCUAAAAGCUUAUCUCCGCAAAUUGUAUCGAAUCAUUCAUCCCCCUUCUCUCUCUCUCACCACCACCAACUACAACUCCAAAACCUUAUCUUCAAAUCAAACUCAGAACAACAAGAACAAAAAAGAACGGCCGGAAAUUCAUCUAUAAACUAUAAUAUUUUAUAAAGAUGAACGGCGCCGGCGAUGUGUACAGCGCUGUUGAGUCACAGUACAUUCGGAGACACCACAGGCAUCAGAUUAACGAUAAUCAGUGCACUUCUACUCUUGUUAAGCAUAUCAAAGCUCCUGUUCAUCUUGUUUGGUCGCUGGUGAGGCGGUUUGAUCAGCCACAGAGGUACAAGCCGUUUGUGAGUAGGUGUAUAGUUAACGGAGAGUUGGGGAUUGGAAGUGUUAGGGAAGUGAACGUUAAAUCUGGACUACCUGCUACUACAAGCACUGAGAUGCUUGAACUUCUCGAUGACGAAGAACACAUUCUUGGGAUCAAGAUUGUGGGUGGUGAUCAUAGGCUAAAGAACUAUUCUUCAGUCAUGACUGUUCAUCCUGAGGUUAUUGAUGGAAGACCGGGGACGUUAGUUAUUGAGUCCUUUGUGGUGGACGCGCCUGAUGGAAACACCAAGGAUGAGACAUGUUACUUUGUGAAGGCUCUCAUCAAGUGCAAUCUCAAAUCUUUGGCUGAUGUAUCAGAGCGGAUGGCAUUGCAGGAUCGUGUUGAACCUAUCAAUCGAUUCUGAAUGGGUGGGUUCGGUAUAUGCUAUUAUGCCUACUAUGGUUGCUGUGCCUGCUAUGUGAAGGUCCUUAUACCAGAAGAUAUGUAGAGAUUGUUGGGAGUAGGCUUUCCUAUUUCCAGAAGUUUUGCAUGUGGUGCUGGAAUUCCCUUUUUCAGCCCAUGGACGCCAUUUUUUUACCUGUUUUCCCUUAGUUUGCUUUGUCCCUCAACAUCUGAUGUGGGGUUUCCCCUGUUUUAUUUAUUAGGUCUCAGACAAGUUUCCUCAAAGCUCCUAUUAUUGGGGAAACAUAGGUCCUUUUUCACUGUUGCUUUUACUGUUUUGUGUAUGGUGUGUAAAUGACUUUGGUCAUCUGUAAAUAUCCACGUAACAAACACAGUUGGUCCCUUCAAA